This is a messenger RNA of Cricetulus griseus (Chinese hamster), 1565 nucleotides long. It is a transcript of the gene Cdc25a, whose product is annotated as cell division cycle 25A. Gene Ontology annotation, cellular component: cytoplasm; nucleus. Gene Ontology annotation, biological process: positive regulation of G2/M transition of mitotic cell cycle; positive regulation of G2/MI transition of meiotic cell cycle; G2/M transition of mitotic cell cycle. Gene Ontology annotation, molecular function: protein tyrosine phosphatase activity. The record is from RefSeq and is marked provisional. NCBI's taxonomy places the organism in Eukaryota, Metazoa, Chordata, Mammalia, Rodentia, Cricetidae.
AGCCCCCCCACCGUCGCCGCCUGCUCUUCGCUUGCAGCCCCACUCCUGCGCCGCAGCCCACGGGGAAAGUGCUGUUUGGCGCGUCGGCUGCUGGCGGACUGUCCCCUGUCACCAACCUGACGGUCACCAUGGACCAGCUGGAAGGGCUAGGCAGUGAGUACGAAAAGCCAAUGGAAGUGAGAAACAACAGCAGUCUACAGAGAAUGGGCUCCUCUGAAUCCACUGAUUCAGGUUUCUGUCUAGAUUCUCCUGGGCCCUUGGACAGUAAAGAAAACCUUGAAAUUUCCCUGAGGAGAAUAAAUUCCCUACCUAAGCUCUUGGGAUGUAGCCCGGCGCUGAAGAGGAGCCAUUCUGAUUCUCUAGACCAUGACAUCUUUCAGCUCAUCGACCAGGAUGAAAAUAAAGAAAAUGAAGCAUUCGAAUUUAAAAAGCCAAUAAGACCUGCAUCUCGUGGCUGCCUGAAUGCCCAUGUACAUGAGGAGAGUAAAGAUUUCUUCACACACAGGCAGAACUCAGCCCCAGCUUGUAUGCUAUCUUCAAAUGAAAGUGAUAACAAUGAAUCAGGACAUUUCAGUCCUCUUUUUACAUCCCAGUCCCCUGUGAAAGCCACUUUGUCUGAUGAGGAUGAUGGCUUCAUAGACCUUCUCGAUGGAGAGAAUCUGAAGAAUGAUGAGGAGACCCCUUCGUGCAUGGCGAGCCUCUGGACAGCUCCCCUUGUCAUGAGAAGACCUACAAACCUUGGCAAUCGAUGCAGGCUGCUUGACUCCUCUUCCCCGUGCAGCUCCAGCAGCAGCUCCAGCACUCGGGCAAUGUUGAAGAGAACAGAGCGCUCUCGUGACGAGUCCCCUCGAGGAAAUACAAAGCGGAGGAAGAGCAUGGCCAGUCCUGUAAAGGCAGAUAAUCUAGAGCCAACCCAAGAGCUUCUACACCAGUCUUUAUCCCUGACAUCCUCACCCAAAGGAACCAUUGAGACCAUUUUGGACAGUGACCCAAGAGACCUUAUAGGAGAUUUCUCCAAGGGUUAUCUCUUUCAUACAGUCUCUGGGAAGCAUCAGGAUUUGAAAUAUAUUUCUCCAGAAAUUAUGGCAUCUGUUUUGAAUGGCAAGUUUGCUAACCUCAUUAAAGAGUUUGUUAUCAUUGACUGCCGAUAUCCAUAUGAAUAUGAAGGAGGUCACAUCAAGGGUGCCGUGAACUUGCACAUGGAAGAAGAGGUUGAGGAGUUCUUACUCAAAAAACCUAUUGUACCUACUGAUGGCAAGCGUGUCAUUGUCGUAUUCCACUGUGAGUUUUCUUCUGAAAGAGGCCCUCGCAUGUGCCGAUAUGUGAGAGAAAGAGAUAGGCUUGGCAAUGAAUACCCCAAACUCCACUACCCCGAGCUGUAUGUCCUAAAGGGGGGAUACAAAGAGUUCUUCCUGAAAUGCCAGUCUCACUGUGAGCCCCCCAGUUACCGACCAAUGCACCAUGAAGACUUUAAAGAAGACCUGAAGAAGUUUCGUACCAAGAGCCGGACCUGGGCAGGGGAAAAGAGCAAAAGAGAGAUGUAUAGUCGCCUGAAGAAGCUUUGA